This is a messenger RNA of Xenopus laevis (African clawed frog), 2445 nucleotides long. RefSeq names its product phosphatidylinositol glycan anchor biosynthesis class A L homeolog (gene piga.L). Gene Ontology annotation, molecular function: glycosyltransferase activity; phosphatidylinositol N-acetylglucosaminyltransferase activity. Gene Ontology annotation, cellular component: glycosylphosphatidylinositol-N-acetylglucosaminyltransferase (GPI-GnT) complex; rough endoplasmic reticulum membrane. Lineage: Eukaryota; Metazoa; Chordata; Amphibia; Anura; Pipidae. The record is from RefSeq and is a predicted model, not a curated record. The transcript has 6 exons. Bases 459 to 1931 code for a protein of 490 amino acids. Gene Ontology annotation, biological process: GPI anchor biosynthetic process.
CCUUUCUUGUGGCCAUUCUGAGAGCCCCUAACUCCUCCUCAACAUCCAAGUCCCAGCACUACACUGAUAAAGGACAGCGUCUCAGUCGCAGUUUGUUGCUGCGACACUUUAUUACUCAUUCCCCAGAGUUGAGACCUUCCCAGUGUUGUGGCGCUGGCAGGUUGGAGGGAGAGUUCCCAGUCCCACAGACACAGCGAAUGACAAUACAAACGCCUCAUUCAGGAACAAAAAAGACUGGAAGCCCUGGGCCGCCCCGGGGACAAGGCGUUACUUUGCUGCCUUUACGACACUGGCGCUGCUUUCCGGGAUAGUGACGUGGAACGUCAACAGUGUAACAUGGCUGAGCCCGAGGAAAUGUCGCCUCUCUCUUCGCCUUCUCUUCCGCUGUCUUCUCCAGGAGCCGGGGAAGAGGAGGAGCCGGAUAGCUGAAUUUUGAAUUCCCCAGUUGAGUGUUGGCCAUGGGUUACAGGAGACUCUGCUCUUGCACUAGCCCCUACAAUACUGCUGCAUGUGCUUGCCAUGGCACCCAUAGGUUCCACAGCAUUUGUAUGGUCUCAGACUUUUUUUAUCCGAACGUGGGAGGAGUGGAAAGUCACAUUUAUCAGCUGUCACAGUGCCUGAUUGAAAGAGGACACAAAGUUAUCAUUGUCACUCAUGCUUACGGGGACAGGAAAGGUAUUCGCUACCUCACCAAUGGUCUGAAAGUUUAUUACUUACCGUUGAAGGUCAUGUACAACCAGUCCACAGCAACAACACUACUGCACAGCCUUCCACUCCUCAGGUUUAUAUUUGUAAGGGAACGUGUCUCUGUCAUUCAUUCCCACAGCUCCUUCUCGGCUAUGGCCCAUGAUGCUCUCUUCCAUGCCAAGACCAUGGGACUGCAUACAGUUUUCACAGACCACUCUCUUUUUGGAUUCGCUGAUGUCAGCUCGGUGCUCACCAACAAACUUCUCACCGUGUCUCUAUGCGACACCAGUCACAUCAUCUGCGUUUCUUACACUAGCAAAGAAAACACUGUUCUCCGAGCAGCUCUGAAUCCUGAAAUUGUGUCUGUCAUCCCAAAUGCUAUUGACCCCACAGACUUUAAUCCAGACCCCAAAAAAAGAGACAGGAGCAGAAUUACCGUUGUUGUAGUUAGCAGACUCGUUUACAGAAAGGGAAUUGAUUUGCUGGGCGGUAUCAUUCCUGAAAUGUGUCAGAGAUACCCGAAUCUCCAUUUCAUUAUCGGGGGAGAGGGUCCAAAACGAAUCAUUUUAGAAGAGGUACGAGAAAGGUACCAACUCCAUGACAGGGUGAGACUUUUGGGAGCCCUGGAGCAUCAGCAGGUGCGCAAUGUCCUGGUGCAAGGGGAUAUCUUUUUGAACACGUCUUUAACUGAGGCCUUUUGCAUGGCCAUUGUGGAAGGUGCCAGCUGUGGAUUACAGGUGGUGAGCACAAGAGUGGGUGGAAUUCCUGAGGUGUUGCCUGAGAAUUUCAUUAUCCUUUGUGAGCCGUCGGUGAAGUCUCUGUGCGGUGGCUUAGAGCAAGCGAUUAACAGGUUGCUGGCAGGGAAAUUGCCGAGCCCCGAAACAAUCCACAGAACAGUGAGCAAAUUUUAUACAUGGAGAGAUGUGGCUGAGAGAACUGAAAAAGUAUACGAUCGAGUGGCUCAGGAAGAAGUACUACCAAUGGAUCAGAGGCUUGAGCGUCUUGUAACACACUGUGGAGUCGUAAUUGGCUGUAUUUUUGCCCUUUUUGCCAUUGUAAGCUUCCUGCUGCUGAACUUUCUCAGAUGGAUGACUCCAGAUUCUUCUAUUGAUAUUGCUGUAGAUGCAACAGGGCCAAAUGGUGCUUGGUCAAGACCGUAUUCUGUGGAAAAGAAGCGUGACCUCACCAGACAGAGGGACACCAAUGUCUGUAAAGAAACGCCUGGCCUUUCUGUGGAGCAUUGAUAUACUUGGAGAACUGGACUGGAUCAUAGUCCGUUUUAAUCCACUUCUUACUGUUUUUUUUUUAUCUAUGAAAUGAAAACUUUUCACAUACAGUAUUCUUCAGUAAGCAAUGCUGCCUAUUGCAAUCCAAAGAUUGCCAUUUUGGACCAUUUCUAAUCGCUUCAUUUCUACAUUUUAAAGGUAACAUUAUGUGGAGGUCCCUGCAAGCCUGCUUGAGUUUCUACCUACAACAUCAGCAGGGUUGAUCUUUGGGUAAUGUAGAAGCCCCAUGGGGAGAAAAUGUUGGCAAUACUAAAAAAACAUGGUUGAUAUUUUAAUAUAUACCUCGGCAGUGGCCUUUAAGCUGUAUUCCAAUUUAGUGCUGCAUAUCGACAACUGGAAGCUAACUGGCUGAUGCUUGGCUGGAGUCCAACUAGAGCUGAAGGGAUUGUGCUUUGCAUUUAAACGGGUUGUUCAUCUUCCAACACUUUUUUCAGUUUAGUUGUUUUCAGAAAAUAAAGACUUUUUCCAAUUA